This is a messenger RNA of Linum trigynum, 2702 nucleotides long. NCBI's taxonomy places the organism in Eukaryota, Viridiplantae, Streptophyta, Magnoliopsida, Malpighiales, Linaceae. The record is from the annotation of a GenBank genome assembly.
AUUUGCUCACUUAAUCUAUGUGUUAAUACUUCAUAUACUGUGAGAUAUAUAAUUUUACAAUCUUAUUAAUUAUCAAAAUCAAACUCAUAUAGAUCGAUUCACUCAUAACUCGAUAAUCGAGUUGGCUCUCUAGUCACAAUGUUGAGAGUUGAGACAUCUCAUGAGCUCUAAACGAGCCAGCUCGCGAGCUCCACGAGCUGCAAAAAGCUAAGCGCAAGCUCAACUCAUUGGAAAACGAGUCGAGUUUCGAACGAGCUUUUCCCAAGUCGAACGUCGAGCCGCUCCCGCGCAGCUCGACUCAUUUGCAGCCUAUAUGGAGGCGGUGUGUGUCUCGUGGUUGAUGAUCUCUCGCAGGGAGCCCUUGUAGGUUGAAGAGUGGAUUUUAGACGACAACAUGCAAGGCAAAACUAGAAGGACCACUGAAGUUCUAAAUCAAUUUGCGAUUAACCACAAACCGCUCGAUUAAUUCUUAUUCGAUUGCAGUUAAACCGCUAAUCACAAAAAGAAACUAAUAUCACUAAAUGUGACCGCAAAAGGACCUCCUUAUUUCGUAUGUAGUUAACCACAAACUGCGCGGUUUCGAUACGAUUGGUUGAACCGCAAAAUCGCAACCAUAUUGCCAUCCCUACCGCCCGCCAACCCGGAUUGCAGAAUUAGGUCUUUUCCCACCGAACCGGAAGUGACGGUGGUUUCAGAAACGUAGCCGAGCAGAGCAGCUGAGAACUGAGAAGCAACCGAAAGACAGAGUAGCUAUGGAGGAAGAAGCCGGGAGAGAAGACCACCUCCUCGAUAGCUUCCUCACCUGGACCGCGAAGCUUGGAGUCACAGAUUCGCCCUGCAAUUCCCCGUCGCAGCAAAACUCGAAUCGCUGUUUGGGCCAUUCCCUCGUCGUCUCCCACUUCCCUGACGCCGGAGGAAGAGGUCUGGGCGCCGCCCGCGAUCUCAGGAGAGGAGAAUUGGUUCUCCGAGUCCCGAAAGCUGCUCUGUUCACGACGAUUCGUUUGUUGGGAGAUGACCCGAAGCUGUCCUCCGCCGUCAAUGGCCACCCUUCUCUGUCCCCGACCCAGAGGUUAGGGUUAUGCUUGUUGCACGAAAUGGGUAAAGGUAGAGAUUCAUGGUGGUGGCCGUACUUGAAGCAAUUGCCCCGUGGAUAUGAUACAUUAGCAACUUUCAGUGAGUUCGAAAAGCAAGCUCUGCAAGUUGAUGACGCCGUGUGGACUGCUGAGAAGGCUAUAUUGAAGGCGAAAAUGGAAUGGAGACAAGCUAAGCUAGUAAUGGAACAGCUUCAGUUCAAGCCUAAAUUUCGAAGUUUCGGGGCGUGGACUUGGGUUUGUGCAACGAUAUCCUCGAGGACAAUGCAUGUAUCAUGGGAUGAAGCCGGGACUUUGUGUCCAGUUGGAGACUUCUUCAACUAUGCUGCUCCUGGGGAGGAAUCAAGUGGCAUUGACGAUGGUUGUCACACGAGCGAAUCAUUCCUACAGGAUGGUCUUUUGGCUAAUGGGAUCGCUUCGGAUCAAUUAACCACCAAGGGGCUUAACUCACAUUUGGAUUCGUUUGUUGAUGCUGGAUUUGAAGACCACCUUGCUGCUUAUUGCUUCUAUGCUAGGAGAGAUUAUAAGAAGGGCGAGCAGGUUCUCUUGGCCUAUGGAACAUACACAAAUCUGGACCUUCUUGAACACUACGGGUUUCUGCUAGGCAAAAAUCCAAACGAAAAGGCAUUCAUCCCCUUGGAACCUGGAAUGCUUUCAUUAACUUCGUGGCCCCAAGACUCGAUAUAUAUCCACGCAGAUGGGAAGCCAUCGUUUGCCUUGCUCUCUGCUUUGCGCUUCUACGUCAGCUCUCCACAGCAGCGGAGAUCCAUCUUGCAACUUGUGUAUUCCGGAUCGCAACUUUCAGAAGACAACGAGAUAAAUGCCUCGCGAUUGCUGUCCAAGAAGUGCCACGAGGUUCUGCAGUCACUCCCAACAACAACAGAAGAAGAUGAUCUGCUGCUGUCUGUUAUUGAAAGAAUCCAAGAUAUGAAUUGCCCUGUGGAGGUGGGGAAGUUGAUAUGCUCAUUCAGAGGUGAGAUUUCUGCUUUCCUGGAUGGGCACAAGGAUCUGCCGGCAGCGCAAGACAAGAUUGUCGAGUUCUUACUGUCCAGUAGGGCCAAGAUUUCAUUAGGAAGGUGGAAAUUGGCCGUCCAGUGGAGGCGUGGUUAUAAGCAAAUCAUAGCUGAUUGCAUUUGUUUUUGUACUGAAGUGAUUGAGGGUUUCUCUCAUCAAAAUGAGGUAAACAUCCCUGAACCUUGAGUUACAUUUUUCAGUUGCAAGCAUCUCGACAUGAGAGGUCUUAAGAAAUAUAGAGUUCAAAGGGAUUGUUGUCGCAACCAGGCCGUCUCAUUAGGAGUGUUCUCACACUCGAGAUCUCGGGGAUCACCCUAAGCCCAUGGCCACUUAAGCCACGAUAUCGUAAACUAGACGACUGCUAUGAAAACUCACUGAGCACUGAGGUAAAAUUUGUGGUUCAACAUAGUUGCUAAAUCAAACUUAUCAUAUACAGACAACAACUAAGCUAGUUAGUUUGAUGGGAAGUCAAACUCAACGAGCUUCUUACCAAAGAGAGAUGAACCAUCAUCCUCUCAUUAUCCCAGGUACAACUCCAUCUGUCACAUUCCUCUACCAACUCCUCCAUUUUGCAACGAAGAAACAUGAGUUGCUUCA